AUGUCCGCACCACAAAUAUUUACCAAAUUAGAUACGCUGAAGGAGGAAGAUUCCUCCAAUCUAACAUCUCCCAUUGAACCUACAGCCACAACUCUAAAUUCCCCCUCGUUGCCAUCUAAACCAUUGAACUUGGGAAGAAUAGGUAAAAACAGACCAAGUGACAGUGUAUUAUUAUUAUCUUCAUCGAAAAUUGGUGCUAGAACUAAUGUAACAGCUGCUGCUGCUGCUGCUGCUGCUGUAACAGUCCCUAGACAUGACCACGACUAUCAUAACCCAAGACCUAUCUCUGAAGAAUCAAUCCUAACAAGAACAACUGAUAUUUUUUCCUCAGAUACAAAUUCUGAAUCGUUUUCAUCCAUUUCUAAUGAAUUGGAAAAUACUACGUAUGAUGAUCAAUCCAUGGACAAUAUCGAUAUGCAUGUAGUAAAUCAAUUGGAAGCAACAAUAAAUAAUAUGGAAUUCUUAUCCAUAAAUAAUGACAAUGGUGAUAAAAGCAUGGAUAUGGAUAUGAAUAUGGAUAUGGAUUUAUCCUUCGGAACUCAAUCAUUUUCAACCAUAGGUCCAAUAAGUAGAAACUCCACCAUAAGGCAACAAUCAUCCUUGAUACAUGAAAAUACUAGAUAUUCUUAUAAAUCAAAUAUAACUAGUCGUCAAAACUCUAUUAACUCUAAAUAUUCCACUACCUCCUCUGCAUCCGCAUCCGCAUCCGCAUCCACAUCCACAUCCGCAUCUGCGUUUGCAUUUGCUUUACCAUCCUCAGCACCUACAGCAGCUAAUUUACCCAAAGCAUGUAAUAGAAGUAAUUCCUAUUCCCAAGCAUCACAAACAAAAUUUCAAAAUAAUAGAAACAAAAACAACAACAGGAAGAAGAGUAACAGUAAUAACAAUAACAAUAAUAAUAAUAAUACUGUUAAAACUUUAUAUCCAUUGAAACAUUCACAUAGUAUGAUUAUAAAUAAUUCACUUCCAAUGUAUGACAACAAUAUUGAUAAUACAACUAAUAAAUCAUCGUUCAUGACACCAUCUCAAAAAUUUAGAUUACGUAAAGAACAAAAGGGUAAAGAAUUAAGGAAAAUUAUUAAAGAAAAGGAACAAUUUUAUGAAGAAUCUGAAAAAAUAUCCGAUUUAGAAAUAAUUGAUGGUGACAUAAAUGAUUCGUUAAUAUGGAAUAUUCCAACAGCAUCUAUCUCAACAACUUCAUUCAUAUCAGAUAAUAAUAACAAUAAAAACAAAACACGCGCAAAGAAAAAUCUUAAUAGACCUUUAAUGCAUUCACAAUUCUCUCUUUCAACAACAUCAAUUCCAGGUAUUAAUUCUGUAUCAGAUACACAAUAUUUCCAAGAAACAACAAAUGAUCUUUCAUCAUUAUAUGUAAAUGAUUCCAAAACAAUAACUAAAUCCAAAUUACAAAAGAGACAUUAUUCAGCAGAUCAUUUACCCUUAUCAAUGAAACAUGCAAGUGAUUCGGGUCUAGAAGAUUUAUUAUUAGUAUCAAAUGAUAAAUUGAAAUUUAUAAGUUCUUCAAGACCAAGUUGGUUACCACCAAAGGAUCCCAUUGAAAUGACAUUCCAUAAUUUAUGUAUCUCUGAAAAUUUAAAUCGUUUAUCAAAUGAUCAAUUGAAAUUGAAUCAAGCUAAUGAUGAGUUAUUGAAAAUUGAUCAACUAAAUAUAUCAACCUACGAAAGGUUAUUAAAGAACGAUAAUUAUAAUCAUCAUCAUCAUCAUCAUCAUCAUCAUCAUGAUCUCAAAACACUGAAAAAAAUUAUAUGGCAAACUAAAUUACCGAAUAAUUUAAUCACUAAUUUAUUUUUAAUGACUUUUAAAAAUGUAGAAGAGGAACAUUCAUUCGAUUCAUUCGAGAAUGUUUUAAGAUUAUUAAAUAAAAUGAAAUUCCCAACAGAUAAAGAAUUUCAAAUAAACCAAUUAAUUGAAAACAACAUUAACAAUAAACUUUCCGGAUAUAUUCAACCCAUUUCUGAUCAACUUCAUUCCAAUUUAAUGUUAUUAUUACAAUUGAAAUCUAUUUCUCAACAUGGUUUAGUCAUCGGAGAUGAUUUAUUAUUUUACCAUUUCCUUUUACUAAUUCAUAACAACAACAAUGAUGACGGACAAGAACAGGAACUUGAUGUGAAUGAUUUAUCAACAAUUUGGAAUAUCGUAAAUAAAAUACAAGUAACAUGUUUCAAUGAACAUUAUAAGGAACAAUAUGAUAUCAAUGUCUUGAAGAAGGCUCAAUCAUUAUCAUUCUUAAACAAACCGGAAUUUAAAAAUGAAUUAAAUUCAAACUGUUUGAACUUCAAUACAAUAUGGAAUGUAUUUGAAAGAUUGGAUCAUGAUUUAUUUCUUUGGAUAAUUAGUAUCAUAUUCACUUUGACAAUGUACCAGAACUUGAAGUCCAAACGGAAGUCAAAUUAUAAAAUCUCAAUUUCAUUCACGAUAAAUAUAUUGAUCAAUUAUCAUUUCGGAUUUAAUGAUUUUCAACAUUUGAACGAUUUAGAAGAUGCUAAUUUUUGUAUACCGAUGCCAAUCCCUAUCACAAGGGAUUCGAAUGAUGAACAAUUGAAUAGUAACAGAACUUUCAUAAAGAAGUGGUUACAUUAUUAUGAAACCAUUUAA
Molecule: messenger RNA, 2616 nt
Organism: Naumovozyma dairenensis CBS 421
Lineage: Eukaryota; Fungi; Ascomycota; Saccharomycetes; Saccharomycetales; Saccharomycetaceae
Exons: 1
Coding region: 1-2616 (871 amino acids)
Biological process (GO): fungal-type cell wall organization
Source: RefSeq, a predicted model, not a curated record